AAACGGUGUCGCGACGCAAGGUGUUUCGGUGUACGGUGCACGUUACGAGGAGGAUCGGGUGGACCGGGUCGAAGGAGAGACCAGCAGGAGAGGACGCAGCGAGAGAAACCGGGUGAAACGGAGAGGAACCGAAAGAGAGGGCGAAGGGAGCGCGCAAGAGAGAGAGAGAGAGAGGGAGGGUGGGAAGAGCGAGAGAGAGCGAGGGUGGGCGGACAGUAGUGCACGAGAGCAUCCCGUCGCCCACGAUAAUGCGACGUGCAGCUUCUUUACUCGUUCCUUCUGAAUAAGUGCUCGCUGGGACGGUCCCUUACCUGCAGGGAUAUGACGUAAUGGCAAGAGAGGAGUUACGGGCCAAGAGACCUUUUAAGAUAUGGGACAGCUGGCGUAACGUGAGAAAGGGACUGUGUGUUAGCACUUUCGAGGAACUGGUACAUCAAGGCAAAGAGAAGCUGGGCGUGCCACAGAACGAGAAUGUCUCUGUAGUGUUGGAGUCGGACGGGACGCAGAUAGAGGACGGGGAGUACUUUAGGACCUUACCAAACAACACGAUCCUUCUGUUGCUGAGGCAUGGUGAACACUGGUGUAAAACACCACCCGGGGUCGACAUCAUACGCGCUGCGAUCUCGGCGAUUCCGAAAAUAGUCUGCGAGACGAUCCACGCCCUGGAGCUGCACGAUGAGACGCCCUCGUGGAAGAUCAUGGACAAUAAGGGACGGGUCACGGUGGUGCUGCACUGGGACCAGCGANGGAUUAUGCUGUUCCUACCCUCGAGAAUCCCUCAGGAUCUGCACGGUCCCGAUGUCCCUUUGAUCGCGGGACUGUUUGAGACCGAAAUUCUAACGUUUGAGAGUGCAACACCGGCUCGGCUCGAACCGUUCGCGAGAUCACCGUAUCGGUCGGUUUCUGUGCAGGAGUUACGGGCCAAGAGACCUUUUAAGAUAUGGGACAGCUGGCGUAACGUGAGAAAGGGACUGUGUGUUAGCACUUUCGAGGAACUGGUACAUCAAGGCAAAGAGAAGCUGGGCGUGCCACAGAACGAGAAUGUCUCUGUAGUGUUGGAGUCGGACGGGACGCAGAUAGAGGACGGGGAGUACUUUAGGACCUUACCAAACAACACGAUCCUUCUGUUGCUGAGGCAUGGUGAACACUGGUGUAAAACACCACCCGGGGUCGACAUCAUACGCGCUGCGAUCUCGGCGAUUCCGAAAAUAGUCUGCGAGACGAUCCACGCCCUGGAGCUGCACGAUGAGACGCCCUCGUGGAAGAUCAUGGACAAUAAGGGACGGGUCACGGUGGUGCUGCACUGGGACCAGCGAUCGUCGACGUCGUCCCAGGGGCAGCAGCAGCAGAAGGGUCAAGACGUGCAGGCCUCCAAGUACUCGCCGACCAAGAAGACCGAUCUGAGCGGUGGCCAGCGGCCGCCGUUGGUCAUCCAGACGAGCCUCGACCAGCUCAACUACGGGGGGAAGCUGGGACACCUGGCGGCGGAGGUCGGGCCGAGUCGAUACACCAGCCCCCAUAUCACUGUGAUAAAUCAUGACGACAUGCAGCAGCAGUCGUCCGGGCUGCAGCCGCAGCCGCAACCGCACGGGAUCCCGGGCAGGCUGGUGAAGCAGGGUACCAACUCGUUCGACAGCACCACGAUCCAUAUCCACACGCCGGAGUGCUCUAACCACAUCCAUCAGCCGGUGGCGAGGAACGGGAGCCCGGUGAACGGCGCCGACGGUGGUCCCAGCGGCGAGUGCGACUUCCACUGCUGCGCGCUCCACGAGGAAGGACGGAGGAUCGCCGUUCACAAGUCGGUGGCCACCUCGCCGAUCCAAGACGCCCAGCAUCAGCAGUACCACCACCACCCGCACCAGCAGCAGCCGCAGCAGACGCAGACGCAGACUCCCUCGCCGCAGCCGCCCUCCUCGUUGUCCGACGGCACGAGACGGACGGGACUUAGCAAGGGCCACGUGCGUUUCUGCGACACGGCCGACGAGGAGUCCAGCUCGAGAAUCAGCGGAUCGGCCGGUGCCGGCGGUUUCCAUCUGCCGCAUCAUCAGAACCAUCACCAGGAGCACGACAGCUCCGAGUCCGAGACCGAGAACACGAUGAUCGAAGAUGAGAUCGUCACCUCGGAGAAGUUUCUAUUGCUGAUCGAUCAGCUGACCGUCGAUCAGAAGCAUCUGAGCAUCAAGGAUAUCGGGAUCAUCCUAGAACGGCUCAGCUCGAAGAUCCUCGACGUCGAGCGGCUGGAUCGCGAGAGCGAAAGUGAGGAAUGUUACAACUGGACGAUCAAGGCGAUCAUCAGGGGCGACGUGUUGAGGGAACUGGGUGUCAUCUACAACGGGAACUACUACGCGAUCUCGGAGCAUCCCGGAUACAAGGAGGAGUCCGAGGAGAAUAACGAAGAUAACGAAGAGGAAGAGGAGGAUAGACUUUAAUAUGAUGCUGUUUCUCUAGAUAGAUAGAUAGAUAGAUAGAUAGAUAGAUAGAUAGAUAGAUAGAUAGAUAGAUAGAUAGAUAGAUAGAUUAUACACUUAUUAAUGGAUAUUAUUAAUAAUAGUACGUACGGAGGGGGACGAUUCGGAUAACCGGGAGUGCGGAGAGCGAGGUCAAUGACGGAAGAGAGGAGGGGGCGUGGGUCGACCGUGUGAGAUUCAGAUCGUAGGUUUUCCGGAUACACCGCGCGCGGGGGACGUGAACUUUUUUUUCAAAUGUUUUCGUAAUAAAAACCGAGAGAGAGAAUGACUCUGGAUAAACGAGGCAAGAUGAUAAACUAAUACGAUAACAUUAUAAACUUAGUUUUAAAAACGGUUGUUGAAAUAUGUAUUAUUAAAUAGUAUGUAUACAUGUAGAGAACAUUUUUGGGAUUACGGACGAGGGUUCCGUAACCGUCCACACCACUGCCCGAACGACAAAAAUAAAGAAUCGACGGAAGAGCGUUGACGAAAGAAAAUAUGAGAGAGCGAGAGCGAAAGAGAGGAGAGAGGAGGAGGAGGAGGACAAGGCAAACGGGAGAGACACGCGUGAUUACCUGGGAGAUUCUCGCGUCGGAGUCGGGCUCUCGUUUUCGCUCUGUCGGAGUGACGACACCGUCUCUGUCCGGUGUACGAGAAAAAUGUUGUUCCUCGCCAGUCUGUAAGAAACGAAUUAAAUCAACUGCCCGACUCUCGUUAUACGGUGAAAAAGAUACACACACACACAUACACACACACACACACACACACAGACACGGAGAUACACACGUUGCUCCACACACGCCAUACUCACACACGCGAGGGGGAGAGAGAAAAUACGUACACACCCGCGACACGACGAACCGUGUAUCGCGAACCUUAAUGUCUGAUGUCACGUUAGCGUUUUACGCGACGUGCAUAAGUGAUAUAAGCAUGAAUCGCGCGCCGUACAUAUUGUUGGGCGUGUGGGAGUAGAAGGAAGAAUUUGCAAUUUUAAUAUAUUUCUAUUGUAAGUAUAUUUGACACGACGAAAAACUAGUCUCGAAACGUAACGCAACGCGACGUCGUGCGAAAAAUUGUCACACUUUAUACAUAACGUGUAUAUAUAUACUAUAUAUAUAUAUAUACACACUAUAUAUAUAUAUAAAUAUAUGCAUAAAGGAUUACUCCGUAGAGAGGACUCGGUGCUCGACAUUAAGAAAUAGGGAAGUCGCGUUCAGUUCUCCGUUUGGUUUAUCCGGUGUAGGCGGAACGGUUUCUUCGGGACGCUACGUUCUAUCCUCGAUCUCUUCGAUUCCGAAGCUCGUUUGAAUCGCACGGCGUACUACCGUUACGCCUCGUUUACUACAGAGAGAACGAAAUUUGUUUCAACGAGAGUCGUUAAGCCUUACCGUAUCGAACGUUGCAUCGAUCAUCGGACGGAACCGUCGCAUCGGGCGUUGCGAUGCUCGUUACACGAAAUGUUGAUCUUUAUCACGGCGUACGAUGCAAAUGAGUUAAGGGGAGCUCGGAGAGCGAGGAAGAACGAGACGAGAAACCGUGGGGGAUGAGAAACAAGGGAGCGCCUGAGCGAAUGAGAGAGAGAGAGAGAGAGAGAGUGAGAGAAUGUGCGAAAAGGGAUAAGACGUCUUUUGUCGCGCGGAAAUGGAUGUUCUUUUUUUUCUUCCAGCCGAUUUAGCGGCGGGGGGAGAGGGAGAGAGAGAGAGAGUGCGUGCGUGUGUCUAUGUGUGCGCGCGCGCGCGCGUAUGCUUUUACGAAUUUAACGUGCUCGAGGACGACGAGUUCUUCCGAGGGACGCGCGUUUGCGAGUCUCUUCUUUCGUAGUGCCACUUGAAGACAUGCAAAUUCGAGGCGAAGGGGAGUAACGAAUAAAAAAAAAAAUAAAAGGAUUGUUAUAAGUUGUAACUGUUGUUUUUGGUACGUGCGUACGAGGGAGAAUGAUUUGUAGCCUUCAUCCUUUGAUCCUUUGCGCGUUCUCAGCUUCCCUCCCCGUUCGAGGAAAGAGAGAGAGAGAGAGAAAGAGAGAGAGCGACCAUCUAGCCGAUGCGAUUACCUCUGCGCGAAGAGUGUGCGAAAGGGCGAUGCGUGCGAAUGAGAGGAUAGAUAUGCGCGUGUGGGUCCUAUCGAUUGUCGCACCGCGAUCGCAAUUGAAGGUAAGGGCGGAGGAGGAUUAUAUAUAUACAUAUACAUACAUAUACGCAUAUACGCGCGGCCGAGUGGGUAAAAUAAAAGAUGAGAGAGGAAUAAAAAAAAAAAAAAGGAAGAAGAGAAGAAGUGAAAACAAAACGUUAAUUCGGAACACGAGUCUUCCCUCGCGCGAGACGACUCGUCUCGUGCCACGAGAAUUACACGAAAGAGACGUAAAAUAAUUACGAUGUGCAAUCCUAUUACGUACACUGUCGAAAUGAAACAUAACAAGAAAAAAAAAAUAUGUAGCACGAGAGUUAAGGUUUUUUAAGUGACUGACUUUUUUAACGACGUUUUAUCACGUUACGGAGUAUUAUUAUAUAUAUAAAUAUAUACAUACGGACGAAUAUAAAUGAUUAUAAAUACAUCGUAUAUAUAAAUAUAAAUAUAUACAUAAAUAUAUAUAUAUAUAUAUAUGAAAACGAAUAUACACACACGAGACACGUUACACACGCAUUACGUACUACCUAUAUUAAUAGCGUAAAGAAACUGUGUGCGUGCGAGGGAGUGUCUGACGAGUGCCAACAAGAAAGAAUGUAAAUAAUAAAGAAUCAUAUGAUACAUGAGA
Molecule: messenger RNA, 5199 nt
Organism: Ceratina calcarata
Lineage: Eukaryota; Metazoa; Arthropoda; Insecta; Hymenoptera; Apidae
Gene: Drep2
Product: DNA fragmentation factor-related protein 2
Exons: 8
Coding region: 330-2429 (699 amino acids)
Biological process (GO): apoptotic process; regulation of apoptotic process
Source: RefSeq, a predicted model, not a curated record